UAGCGUUUUUUAUUAUAAAUGCACUUUAUACAAGUUUCAAAGUUUUAAGUAUUGUAAAGAAUUCCAUAGCUGAAGUUGGUACUUUUGAUAGUAUUUUGGCAAGUAUGAAAAAUAUAUCUGAAACUUUUUCAAAUCGUCCAAAGGAAAUCAUAUAUCCAGAUAUUGGUAAAGAAUUAGUUGGAUUUGUUGUUAACCAUGGUCCAAAGAAUGAAUACCCGAAACAAUUGAGAAAUGAAUUUAGGAUUGACGAGAAACUGGUUGUAAAAAAAAACAAAGUUUUAUAUUAUAUUCUCUUUAAAAGCCUGCGUUUGUCGGGUUUAACUUCAAAAUCACUACAAGAAACAUCGCAAAAAAUCAAUUUAAUUUUGUCGGAUUUAACUUCACCGAAAUCAACACAAGAAACAUCGCAAGAAAUCAAUUUAUUGGAGGAUAUAAAGUACAAAAAUGAAAAUUAUUGUGUUUCACGAAUCACUAUUAAACAAAAAAGUUGA
This is a messenger RNA of Funneliformis geosporum, 491 nucleotides long. The record is from the annotation of a GenBank genome assembly. Lineage: Eukaryota; Fungi; Glomeromycota; Glomeromycetes; Glomerales; Glomeraceae.